AUGGCCUCGACGCCCACAGACAGCAAUGGCGUUCCACUCGCCUACUAUGAACCGCCUCAUAGUCUGGUCAACAUGAGCGACUCGACCUAUGGUGGUCUACUCGCCAUUGGGUUUCUGGCGACGGUAUCCGUUCUCUUCACUUCGGUUCUUCUGAGCUUCAUCAGCUGGCGCAUGAUUGUCUGGAGGUCUCACUACAACAGUUUCAUCGGCCGCAACCAGUCGCUCGUGCUCAUCUACCAGUUGAUUCUGGCCGACUUCCUGCAGUCUUUGGGUUUCCUGAUCUCCUUUCACUGGGCGGCAAACCGCGAGAUCCUUGGGCCGAACGGAGCGUGCUUUGCCCAGGGCUGGCUCAUCCAGCUUGGAGAUGUUGCCAGCGCCUUCUUUGUGUUGGCCAUUGCCAUUCACACGACAUAUCAAAUCAUCUACGGCCGGAGUCUGCAAUACAAGACAUUCGUCGGCAUGCUCAUAGGCGUCUGGGGCUUUGCUACACUCCUUGCGAGUCUUGCACCCAUAACCAGCGGCCGCUACGUCUUUUUGCGUGCAGGCAUGUGGUGCUGGAUCUCAUCCGAGCACGAAAACCUUCGACUGCUCCUCCACUACCUGUGGAUCUUCAUUGUCCAAUUCAGCGCCAUCAUCGUUUACAUUGCCGGCUAUUGGCAUCUAUACCGCUCUAGGAGGUCCGACUCCAUCAUGAUCCAUGGACCUGGCGAGGCCGCUCUGCGCAGAGCUUCAACAACCAUGUUGGCAUAUGCCCUGGUAUAUACCGUCCUCACACUACCACUAGCCGCGGGACGUAUGGCUGCCAUGUCGCACGACUCGGUUCCUGACCAAUACUACCUAUUUGCCGGUGCGCUAUUCACUUCCUCGGGCUGGGUUGAUACUGCCCUGUACGCCCUCACGCGCCGUACCCUGCUUUCUGCAGAACUGGGCGUUGCCGGCGGCGGCGGUGGUGCUGGCGGCGACAAUCACAACGGAACGAUACGUUCCCACAAUAUUCCAAGACAGAGCAGCACCGACAGUAUCCUCGCACAGACUGGAUUCGCCAAUACCAACGGUAUCGUCAUGGACCGAGUCGUCAAGAUUGAGCUCGAUGACAUGGAAACCGCCAGCAAUGAGUCGGUGCGCAAGGGCUACUACGUCUCUGCCAAGGCGGAGAAAUGA
Pestalotiopsis fici W106-1 is the source of this 1161-nucleotide messenger RNA. RefSeq lists its product as uncharacterized. The transcript has 3 exons. Bases 1 to 1161 code for a protein of 386 amino acids. Gene Ontology annotation, molecular function: G protein-coupled receptor activity. The record is from RefSeq and is a predicted model, not a curated record. Gene Ontology annotation, cellular component: plasma membrane. Gene Ontology annotation, biological process: adenylate cyclase-activating G protein-coupled receptor signaling pathway. Lineage: Eukaryota; Fungi; Ascomycota; Sordariomycetes; Amphisphaeriales; Sporocadaceae.